AAAUUUUUUUAAAAAAAAAUUUUAGAUAAAGAAAAAAAGUAUCAUUAUUCCGUUAACUUCUAUUCAAUGUCGUCAAGAAGUCAUAUACGUGGCACUCCGUAUGCUCAAAAAAUUAAUUCAAACAACCACAACGGAAGAACUACUAAGAGAAGUUCUUCGAAGUUGUGUCCUAAUUGUAAUGAAACAAAAGAUUGUGUCAAGUUAUUUUCUAAUAAAGUAAAAAGAAUUGAAGAAAUUAUUAACAAUUAUAAAAAUUUUCCUAAAAAAAAUACCAAUCAGUCUUUAUUCAUGUCAAAUUUCACUCUGAAUAAUAAACCUUAUAAAUCAGAAUACGACUUAUCAAAUUUCACCUUAGAAAACUUACAAAAUUUAGUAAUAUUUAUAACACAAAAUUGUAAUAAUGAUAACAAAACCUCUUGCAAAUUUUAGAUUUUUAUUAAAUAUUAAAACGUGAAAUUCGUAAUAUUUAUUUAGUUUAAAAAAGGAUAUUCUCUUUUAACUUUUGAUAUAUUUAUUAUUAUGACAAAUUAAUAGAUUAUUUGAAAUUUUUAGGUAGAUCAGUCCAUGUAAUUCAUAAUGAAUUAGUUCAGAAAUAUGUCGAAUUCCUGAUGUCACCGUGUCAGUAGUGCACACGUUAAAAUCAAACAAAAUGUAUAUAUGAUUUCAUUUCCAACUUUACAUUAUGUUUCAGCCACAUUAAUUCGGAUAUACAAUUGAAAAUAAAUUACUAUGAGUAAUUUUUUUUACUUAUUUAAUGACCAUUACUUUUUAAAUAAAAAAUUUUGUUGUUUCUUAUAUAAUAAUGUCUAUAAAUG
Messenger RNA from Rhizophagus irregularis DAOM 181602=DAOM 197198, 815 nucleotides. The record is from RefSeq and is a predicted model, not a curated record. Lineage: Eukaryota; Fungi; Glomeromycota; Glomeromycetes; Glomerales; Glomeraceae.